CUCAAGAAUUGAUAUAUACGUUCAGUAUUAUUCUAGCCUUUGCUUAAAUCAAAUCUGUAUUAAGAUAAUUAUUUUUGAAAUGAAUUGCUAAAUUUGGGAUAUUUAUAGAUUUUUGUUCAGUAAGAACACCAAAAUGUUAAAAAUAAUAUGGGUAUUUGGGAUUUUUUUUGUCUGUACUUGGGCUGUUCAUAUAACAAAACUGGCUACCGAAGUUACAGUAGUUGAUACAGAGUUACUUCCUAAUGAGCACUUAAAUCUGAAAGGUACCAAAAAGUUAAGCAAGAGUAACAUAGAACAUAUUAUACUUAAAAAUUGCAGUGGUGUAAUUGAUGGUACUUCACUGAAACAUUUUCCAAAACUACACAAACUUACAAUAUGGAGAUCAGAUAUCAGAUCCAUCAGCACUAUAUUUCCCAUAAAUAAUUUGAUAUCAGUUGGAUCACGUCUACCCAACCUCGAUGAACAACUCCAGAGGAAAUUACCAAAACUACAAACAUUAUUCCUCAUCGGUAACAAGGACUUCGAAGUAGAUCCUUACGUUUUCAGAAAAUUCAAGUCGCUGGUAGCUCUGUAUAUUUCUGAAGCCAAUUUUACUGAAACUUGUAUCACCAAAGAAUGGUUUAAAGAUAUGGGACAAUUGGAAGAACUCAGUUUGAGCGAUAACAAUCUUGACUGCAUCUCCGAAGACGCUUUUAACAAUUUAAAGGUUUUAAGAAAACUGGAUUUAACAUAUAACAAAUUUACUACUUUGGAUAAAAAGGUAUUUAAAAAACUGACAAAACUAGAAAAUCUGGGUAUAUAUAAUAACAAUAUUGAAGAUUUUGAUAUAAAUUUUUUGGAUAGCCAAAGAAAACAUCUUGAAGGGUUAGGUAUUUCUUGGUCUAUGCUUAGUAACCUUGAUGCUGAGAGUUUUUUGAAACUUUUGCCUAAACUAAAGUGGGUUUCUUUUGGACACGAAGAAAUGCCCAACGAUUUUCAGGCUGGGGUAUUUUGUCAAAUAUUAAGACAACAUUCGGUUAACUGUAUAACUGAUAGUGUAUUUGGAGUGUCAAAAAUCUUAGGCUAUUCUUUAUAGAGAAAGCUAAAUAAUCCUUAAGAUAUUAUGUGUAACAAAAACUAAAAUUUAUACUGUCCUAUAUACUUAGUUUAAGUAUUUUCAUUCUGCCGUAGUUAAAUACUUUUGAUGCUUAUUGUGUUAUAUUAAGUUUAUCUUCAUUGACUUUCUAAACUAGUUUUGCCUUUUAAACUUUGCAGUAAGUAAAUAGUGCAUUGAAAAAACUAAUACAUACUAGUACAGUAUAUACAGGGUGUCCCAGGCUGAGCGUGCAUUAGAAGUUUCUAGAGAACUACAAUAUCUAGAUCGGAGAUUUUUUGCAUAUUAUUGUUUUAC
Sitophilus oryzae (rice weevil) is the source of this 1390-nucleotide messenger RNA. RefSeq lists its product as uncharacterized. NCBI's taxonomy places the organism in Eukaryota, Metazoa, Arthropoda, Insecta, Coleoptera, Curculionidae. The record is from RefSeq and is a predicted model, not a curated record. The transcript is spliced from 3 exons. Gene Ontology annotation, molecular function: protein binding. Bases 134 to 1075 code for a protein of 313 amino acids. Gene Ontology annotation, cellular component: extracellular matrix.